AUGGGAAUUAAAGGGCUAUCAAAGUUACUUGGGGAUUUUGCACCCAGCUGCAUGAAAGAAAAUGAAAUCAAAAAUUAUUUUGGUCGUAAAGUAGCGAUUGAUGCAUCGAUGAGUAUUUAUCAGUUCCUGAUUGCAGUCAGACAGGAUGGUUCACAGUUAAUGAGUGAAGAUGGGGAAACCACCAGUCACAUUAUGGGAAUGUUUUAUAGAACUAUUAGAAUGUUAGAGAAUGGAAUUAAACCAGUUUAUGUUUUUGAUGGUAAACCUCCAGAGAUGAAGUCAGGGGAGUUAGAGAAACGUAAAGAAAAGAGAGAUGAAGCACAGAAAGAAUUAGAAAAGGCUACUGAAGCUGGUGAUAGUGAGAAUAUUGAGAAAUUUAACAGACGACUGGUUAAAGUCACCAAACAACAUAAUGAAGAUUGUAAAGAGUUAUUAAAAUUAAUGGGAGUUCCUUAUGUAGAGGCUCCAUGUGAAGCAGAGGCCCAGUGUGCUGCCCUUGUAAAAGCCAGUAAGGUUUAUGCUGUAGGAACAGAAGAUAUGGAUGCCUUGACGUUUGGUUCUACUGUGUUAUUACGACAUCUAACUUUUAGUGAAGCCAGGAAAAUGCCAAUUAAGGAGAUUCAUUAUAACAGAAUAUUAGAUGAAUUAAAAUUAUCAAGAGAUGAGUUUAUAGAUCUGUGUAUAUUAUUGGGCUGUGAUUAUUGUGAAUCUAUAAAAGGUAUUGGACCUAAAAGAGCUAUAGAGUUAAUCAAACAACACAGAACCAUUGAUACUAUAUUAAAACAUAUAGACACAAAGAAACACACCAUACCAGAGGAUUGGAUGUAUAAAGAAGCACGAAGAUUAUUUCAAGAACCAGAAGUGACAGACCCAACAGAAAUUGAUUUAAAAUGGACUGACCCCGAUGAGGAUAAAUUAAUAGAGUACAUGUGUACCCAGAAGAAUUUCAGUGAAGAUCGUAUUAAGAAUGGCAUCAAGAAGAUUAGUAAAGCUAGGAGUGGCACUACUCAGGGUAGAUUGGAUGGUUUCUUUACUGUCACUGGUAUUACAUCAUCUACUAAAAAACGAAAGGUAAUUAAGCAAGAAUUCCUUAUAAAUUUUACUGCUGGGUUAUUUGAAAGUUUAAAUUCAACACUAUUCUUAAAUCUUUAUUAA
Lottia gigantea (owl limpet) is the source of this 1155-nucleotide messenger RNA. RefSeq lists its product as hypothetical. NCBI's taxonomy places the organism in Eukaryota, Metazoa, Mollusca, Gastropoda, Lottiidae. The transcript has 10 exons. Gene Ontology annotation, cellular component: nucleus. Bases 1 to 1155 code for a protein of 384 amino acids. The record is from RefSeq and is a predicted model, not a curated record. Gene Ontology annotation, molecular function: manganese ion binding; DNA binding; RNA-DNA hybrid ribonuclease activity.